This is a messenger RNA of Nothobranchius furzeri (turquoise killifish), 2918 nucleotides long. It is a transcript of the gene fpgs, whose product is annotated as folylpolyglutamate synthase. Gene Ontology annotation, biological process: tetrahydrofolylpolyglutamate biosynthetic process. Gene Ontology annotation, molecular function: ATP binding; tetrahydrofolylpolyglutamate synthase activity. The record is from RefSeq and is a predicted model, not a curated record. Gene Ontology annotation, cellular component: cytosol; mitochondrion; cytoplasm. Lineage: Eukaryota; Metazoa; Chordata; Actinopteri; Cyprinodontiformes; Nothobranchiidae.
GGCCGCAGGUUCCGGUCUUAACGCCCCAUGAUGGCGUGCCCUCGGAGGCGCGUGCUGCUGCAGGGAUCCGGUUUAGCCGCUCUGCUGCUCCGAGAGCGGGACAGUGUGUUCAGGUCGGCGGGUCUGUCAGUCCGGUUCCGGCACCACAGCACCAAGACGGCUCCUCAGCUCCCCGGGAUGGAGUACCAGGAUGCAGUUUGCACCCUGAACACGCUGCAGACCAACGCCGGUGCCCUGGAGCAGGUCCGGCGCGAGCGGAACCAACCCCAGCAGCAGCUACAGGCCAUGAGGAGCUUCCUGGAGCGAGCCGGCCUCACGGUGGAUCAACUCGACCAUCUCAACAUCAUCCAUGUCACGGGAACAAAGGGCAAGGGCUCGACGUGUGCGUUCACCGAACAGAUCCUGAGGAGUUACGGCUUCCGAACAGGAUUCUACAGUUCUCCACAUCUGGUCCAAGUCAGAGAGAGGAUCCGAAUCAACGGGCAGCCCAUCAGCAAAGACCUCUUCUCCAAGUACUUCUGGCAGGUUUACGGACCUCUGGAUGAAACCAAGGGGGACCAGGGGGGAUCGAUGCCGGCGUACUUCCGCUUCCUCACCAUCCUGGCCUUCCACGUCUUCCUGCAGGAGAAGGUGGACGUAGCGUUGGUAGAGGUGGGUAUAGGAGGCGCGUUCGACUGCACCAACGUCAUCCGGAAGCCGUGGGUCUGUGGCGUCUCCUCCCUGGGCAUCGAUCACACUCAGAUCCUCGGAGACACGAUAGAGAAGAUCGCCUGGCAGAAAGGAGGCAUCUUUAAGCUCGGUGUUCCGGCCUUCACCGUCAGACAGCCUGAGGACGCCAUGGCGGUCCUACGGGACCGGGCCACAGAGAUCGGCUGUCCUCUGUGGGUGUGUCCGGAGCUGGACACUUACCAGACGGACUCUGGACCUUUGAGCCUGGGCCUCGCCGGACGGCACCAGCGCUCCAACGCCUCCCUGGCCCUCCAGCUGAGUCACACCUGGCUGCAGAAGAGAUGUGGACCAGGUGGAACCUUCACCGAUCCAGAGAACCGUAGCAGGUCUCAGGCCCCCUCCUUCCAUCUCAGCCCCAUCAUGGUGAAAGGCCUGGCGAACACCGAGUGGCCCGGCAGAACUCAGACCCUGAAGCACGGCACCGUGACCUACUUCCUGGAUGGAGCUCACACAAUGAGGAGCAUGCAGGCGUGUGUCGAGUGGUUCAGAGAGACGGCGGCUCGCCACGAGAGGAGCGGCAGUGGACCUGCUGCCAGAGUGCUGCUGUUCAACGCCACGGGAGAGAGAGACUCGGCCGCCAUGCUCAAGCUGCUGCAGCCGUGUCAGUUUGACUUUGCCGUUUUCUGCCCGAACAUCACAGAAGCCAUCGCCUCCUGUAACGCAGACCAGCAGAACUUCAAUGUCUCUGUGGAAAAUAUGCUGACCCGUUGCCUUGACAACGAGAGGAGCUGGCAUCUCCAUAACAACCGUGGAGAAGACAACGCAACGUCCCUUUUCAUCGGGGACCGCCUGUCGCUGGUCCCGGAGAAGAUGGCCGACACGCUGGUGUUUCCCUGCAUCCUGAGCGCCCUCCAGUGGGUCACCCAGGGCCGGGAUCCAGUUCUGACUGGUCCGCAGAACACGGUCCUGCCUGUUAAACCCAGCAUCACGGCCAAGGCUGCUCCUCUGUGUGAAGCAGCGGAGAUCCAUGUCCUGGUCACAGGAAGCCUCCACCUGGUGGGCGGAGUCCUCAAACACCUGGACCUAGAGUCUGCCAAGUAGAGCCAGGCAGAGGUGCUGCUGAGCAUCAGACUGUAGCUCCACCCACCGGUGGAGACAACGGUGCCUUACACCAAGCUGGUGGCAAGGUAUGGAGCACCCAUCAUUGUAUUAUCGCUGGUGCUGAUUGGCUGUUUCACAUCAUUAAAUCAGCUCUUUACCCUGCUAAUGAGAUGUUUGGAUCCCGUAGAAAACUUCCUGGAAGUAAACGAUCCAGACGUCUCAUUACAUCUGUGUCUAAAUUAAAAGUUUUCCACUAAACGGAGAACACCGCUGGUAACUAAACUAACUAGAUCAGAAUCUUCCUCCGAGAGUUUAACUCAGCCUUGCUGGCCUGCAGCAAAGGAUCGGACACUUUUCCUGGUCCGUGAACUCACCACCGCUAAGCACGCAUUCACUGGUUUUUAAUUAUUCAGCUAAUCGGCACCGGCCAUCGGAGCCAGAAUCGGUGCAUCUAGUCGCGGUGAGUGGUUCUAGAGUAGCGUUCAUUAGGUGGGCUUUGAUUGUUCCUGCUGACUGUUGGACCGUCUUUAUGGUGCAUUCAAUUGCUUCUGGAUGUUUGUAACACAGGGAAUCCGCUCAGAAGUUAGUUAGGACCAAGGCAGCUUCACCCAGAACCUUACAGACGGGAGCACGGACACGUGCAGCUGUUAACACGAGCCACAGCUGUAGGAGCUGAGCUUUGAUCUCUAACUGAAGCUAAUGUUUACUCAACGUCACGUUUUCUGCCACAAGCUGCAGGCCGCUAACGGGUCUGGAGCUGCUCCGUUCAGCACUUCUGCUUUAGCUCGGGGCUCAGGCUGGGAUUAGAGGGGGGCCUUCUUUAAUCUGGGGUUGGGUGCGUACACACACCUAUUCGUGUUUUUGGUUUUAUGUAAAUAACACUAAUGAGGAAAGUCCUGGAGCAGCGGUUUGAUCCAGUGUUCUGUGGUUAAAUGAGCCUUAAACUAAAUUAUGGGAUGUGCCGUUCAUCAUGGACAGAACGGUGUUUCACACUGAGAUGAACUCCACGUUCGGCCGCAGACGUGAAGUCUGUUCACGGCUAAAGAGGAUUCAUCUAAACGGUGUCUGGUGCUCUAAACGUUUAUUGCAUCUUUGUUUGUAGAAUGUUGUUAAAUGGAUCCAACAAUAAAACAGAGUUUUGUCUAUGA